AUGGCACCAGGGAAAUCAUUAAAUUUACGUGGUGGUUCAAUUAGUCCAAGUGCAAAAUCAUAUGAAACAUCAGUGAUUAAAGUUGGCGGUGAAAUAUUUGAUCCAGAUGGAUAUAGAAUGGAUGUGACUGUAUGGUUUCGACAUAGAAAUGAAGCAUUAUAUUAUGUAGACAGUGGUGGUAAUGUACACGGACCAAUGGAUCAACGACAUACUGCACGAUUAGGAAAUAUUAGUCGUAGUGGUCAAUUCAUUCCUGGAUCACGUUAUUAUCUUGGUGAUAAUAUAACAAGUGAACGGUUUAAACGACGUCAAUCUGAUAGUGGUGCAUGGGAUUCUCGUUCAGAAAUUCAUAAUCAUCAUGUUCACAAUGAAUUUCGUAGUCGUACUUAUUCUGAAACUAGACGUUUAAAUGAAUACUCUGAUAAUUCAAUGUCUACACGUUAUCAUAAUCAAUCAAAUCAACAACCAUAUUAUAAGACAACUGCAUCACAUAAUAUAUCAAAUCAUUCACCAUCACAUACACAUAUAUCACGUUGGUCAUCAAUGCAAACAACUGGUACACAAGGAUUAUGGAGAGGAACUAGUGGUGGACGAUAUGCUACUACUUUAACAAGGCAACAUAUUAAAAAACAUCAUGAUCCAAUUGAAAUGGUAGUUAAGCAUACACCAUCAGCUGGUGCAUCAAGAGUAGAUUUACUUUCAGUAGAUAAUCGUCAAGGUAGUUUACCACAUUUAGCCGCUUAUUCAAUUCAUAAUACAGGAGGAAUAAGUGAACGUGAACAAAAAUUACAAAAUGAAUUAUUAAAUACACAACGUGAAUUACAACACUUAAAACGUUCAAGAAGUUUAACUGGUGAUCAAAAUUUAACUCAUUCAACUACAUUAAAACAAACAUUGAAAUCAGGUUCUAGUCAAUAUUUAAAUGAUGGAUUUUGGACAACGUAUAGUUUAAAAAAGAAUGAAGGUCAACCAUGUGGUGCACGUAUUGCAGUUACUAACCAAUUGAUUCGUGGCAUAAUAGUACACAAGUAUUAUAAAAAUGUAUUAGUGUCCAAUGACAAAUCAUCAGAUAAUACUAACUCUACAGGUCAUAAUUUAUGA
Molecule: messenger RNA, 1101 nt
Organism: Schistosoma intercalatum
Lineage: Eukaryota; Metazoa; Platyhelminthes; Trematoda; Strigeidida; Schistosomatidae
Source: the annotation of a GenBank genome assembly